Messenger RNA from Oncorhynchus tshawytscha (Chinook salmon), 2537 nucleotides. RefSeq names its product sia-alpha-2,3-Gal-beta-1,4-GlcNAc-R:alpha 2,8-sialyltransferase. Gene Ontology annotation, molecular function: alpha-N-acetylneuraminate alpha-2,8-sialyltransferase activity. Gene Ontology annotation, biological process: N-glycan processing; oligosaccharide metabolic process. NCBI's taxonomy places the organism in Eukaryota, Metazoa, Chordata, Actinopteri, Salmoniformes, Salmonidae. Bases 425 to 1552 code for a protein of 375 amino acids. The record is from RefSeq and is a predicted model, not a curated record. The transcript is spliced from 4 exons.
CACUUUUAGGGUCUUCUUUUCAUCUGGGCUCAACAAACACAUCGAAAUAUGUUAAAUUAUUUCCUGGGGAAAGGGUGCGUAACAGAGCAGUGAGAUGUUUGCUGGUUUGAUGCGUUGACGUGAAUUUCAGAUGCAUCGCCCUAAUGGAAUUAAUCUGGCUGGAGAGAAAUUGCAUUUCAGCGCUAAACCAAGGCAGGGAUGAUGAGAAUGCACGAAGACGGAUCGCCAAGGGGGCCGACUGCCAUUCAAUGACUAUCCUGCCCUCUCAACCGCAGUGCACAUUUGCCGUCCGUUUUACAUGAGAAAACAUGUUUAUUUUUUAUCAUAAUACCAAUACGUAUAGCCAAAAUCAGCAUCUCGAAUCGAGGUGAUGAAGGCUCGCACAUUUUAAUCGCUUUUCUUCAAGGAAUGAAAACGCUCCAAGAUGGUCCGCAUCUCAAACGCCCUGGGUUUGGUCAUAUUGAUGGUCGCUCUUCUCAUUUUAUCCUUAAUAAGUUAUGUGUCCAUUAGAAAGGACAGCAUCUUAUCUUCCACAAAAUAUGACAACAUGGGAGGACCACCACGGAUAAUGUUCCACGCAGGAUUUCGGUCCCAGUUUGCCCUGAAUUUCCUGGACCCAUCCUUCAUCCCAUUAACCCAUGCUCUGAAUGAGGAGCUGCAAGGGAAACCAUCCAAAUGGACAUUUAAUAGGACCGCCUUUUAUCAGCAAAGGAAAGAGAUCUUCCAUUACAUUGAUGUGGCCAACAACUUCUCCCUCACCAAGAACGGUGUGCGCGUCGGCCAGCUGAUGCACUUCGACUUCUCCAGUCACAAGUAUGUCUUCUCCAUAAACAACAACCUGAAGUCACUGCUUCCUGAUGCUUCGCCAAUCCAGAACAAACACUACAACGUGUGUGCCGUGGUGGGUAACAGUGGGAUCUUGACAGGCAGUCACUGUGGGCCAGAGAUCGACAGCGCCGACUUUAUCUUCCGCUGCAACUUCGCCCCUACCGACUCCUACUACAAGGAUGUGGGCCGGAAGACCAACCUCACCACUUUUAACCCCAGCAUCCUGGAGAGAUACUACAACAAUCUGCUGACCAUCCAGGACCGCAACAACUUCUUUCUCAACCUGAAGAAGCUGGAGGGGGCCAUUUUGUGGAUCCCUGCGUUUUUCCUCCACACCUCGGCCACUGUCACACGGACCCUGGUGGACUUCUUUGUUGAGCACAAGGGACAGCUGAAGAUCAAGCUGGCCUGGCCAGGAAACAUCAUGCAGGAUGUCAACAGAUAUUGGAAGACCAAGAACCUGUCUCUCAAGCGACUGAGCACUGGUAUCCUCAUGUACACUCUGGCCUCGGCCAUGUGUGAGGAGAUCCAUCUGUAUGGCUUCUGGCCCUUCGGCUGGGAUCCCAACACAGGCAAGGAGCUGCCCUACCACUACUACGACAAGAAAGGAACCAAGUUCACCACCAAGUGGCAGGAGACCCACCAGCUGCCCAGUGAGUUUAAGCUGCUCUACAAGAUGCAUGGAGAAGGUGUGACCAAGCUGAGCCUUUCACACUGUUCUUAGACACUCCAUCCUGGGUGACUGGGCUUAAGAGAUUCAUUUGGUGACUCUCCAAUACAGCAGCUGAUCUUGCGCUCACGUAAUAUAUUUUGCGACUCAAAGCAGACAAUGCAUGAUUUAGAAUUAAUACUUUUAUAUUACGCUUUCACUCUAGAAACACACUAUCAUAUCACCAUUGCAUCUUGCCUCAGCUUUGUCCAAUGUAUGUAAUUCACACUAACACGUUGGGUUGCGAGGAACAUGGCAGAAUAUUCCAGAUGUGGAUUACUGGGUGAUGAUGACGUAACAAUGUAUGUUAUGCUGAAUAUGUCACACUAUCAUCAUACAAUAUUUCACAUCACUUUAUUUGCAUUGCUAUCAUAUUUGUGUAGAUAAAUUGAUCAAUAAAACACACAUAACCUAUUUCAACAAGAAAACACAACGGAAUACAUUUAGUGCAAAAUCAUCACUAUUUCCAAACAGUGUUUUUUAUAGUGUAGGGGUUUCGGGUGGGGGGCAUACUGUAAUUGUUAUUUGGCUGUAGCCUUACUUCAAAGGGAUUUGAUUGUUCUUCUGCUUAGUCUCAGGGAUGGAGUUGAGAUCAGUGUUUUUUUUCCUAAUCAGAUUCAAAUGCCUCCACUGAGGUGCAAACAGACACACUGUCUAUUUUCCAACCCUUUUGAGCAUACAGUGAACCGCCACAGGUGCCAGUAGAUAGACAAUGGGCCCAGCCAGCACACUGCACUGUUUUCAGAUUUGUUUACAAGGCCUCUUUAUGUAUGUAAAUUGCUGCCCUAUAUAGAUAAAGAUACUGCAGUGAUAGCCCUAGUCCCACUAUUUUAUUGGGAUUCUGGUGAUAGCUCUGGUAAUAUUUCAGUUUGAGGAUGAAUAAUCUGCAUUCCAACACCAAGCCAUAGACUGAAUUUAAUUACAGUAAACUUUAAAGUACAUGUAUAUUGUUGUUAUCAUCAUCAUUAAGAUUAAGAAUUAAAGAUGCACUAUGCAGAAA